This is a messenger RNA of Blepharisma stoltei, 351 nucleotides long. Lineage: Eukaryota; Ciliophora; Heterotrichea; Heterotrichida; Blepharismidae. The record is from the annotation of a GenBank genome assembly.
AUGGGAAACAAACAUUCUGGAAGAGGUCACCUUUCAGAGCGCUGCAGGGCACUAGCAGAAGAAAUAUUCAAAGAAAUUGACAUAGAUGGAAGUUUGACUAUAGAUAUGGAGGAAACAGCAAAGUGGUGGGAUAGGAACUUUGCAAUCGUCAAUUCAAGAGCAAUGUUUGAAAACGUUGACCGAGAUCGUAACGGGACAAUUGAGUUCAAUGAGUGAAUAGACUUUUGGACAAUGGUCAAGCACCAAGGCUACAGUGAUGAUGAGAUAUAUGAAGAAUUGACUAACUUGAAAAAUAGAGGAUCAUGGGUGCAAUUUAUUGGAACUCAAGUUCAUGCUAAAGCAAAGGAUUAA